Messenger RNA from Linderina pennispora, 2546 nucleotides. RefSeq lists its product as uncharacterized. The record is from RefSeq and is a predicted model, not a curated record. The transcript is spliced from 7 exons. Gene Ontology annotation, molecular function: DNA binding. Lineage: Eukaryota; Fungi; Kickxellomycota; Kickxellomycetes; Kickxellales; Kickxellaceae. Bases 289 to 2499 code for a protein of 736 amino acids.
CGCUUUAAGAACGCCUGUGCCAAUCGAAUAGGGAACUCGAGUCUCUUUUCUCCUGGUUUAUCCUUACUACUCCCCUGUACCGAACACUGUGUCUUUAGGGCGACCCCAAGUUGUUUUUUAACUGCCGCUGGCUGUGGAGGUCCAUCUGUCUGGCUCGUUUUUCCCCUUCUUAUUACUGCACGCCUUUACAUCAUUUUCCUGUUUGGCGGUUAAGGACUGCAUUAACCCAAACAGAUUACCUCUUGCAUAGUCACCCUGUUUUCCCCACUCAGAAACCUCACUCCACAUAUGGUGGCUGACACAAAUCCACCCAAGCGCUCAAACAGCAUCUCAGAUGUGCCGAAGACGCGCAAGCGCUCGCGCACUGGCGGCAGCAAGGACCUGUACGAGGGCCAUUCUCAAGAUGUAAUGAUGGCCAAGACGCUGAUUGACCCCGACCACCAGUGCUCGGUGACGACGGUGAAGGCGUACGUAACCCACGUCUGCGCCUGGUUCAGGUACUGCCGCACGCUGCCAGAGCCCAACUACACGCUGGUGAACGAGGAAAAGCUGUCGGGGUUCCUGAAGUGGGCGACGCAGACCCCGCGCCUUCCGUGCAAGAGCGGCAGCGGUGGCUCGAUGUCAUAUCAGUCAGCGCGUCGCUACGUCGAAGGCGGGAUCCUGGCGCUGUGGCGGCGGUACAAGAUGCCGGAUGAGGAGAACCCGCUGCACGCACUCAGCUACCUGAGCACCAAGUACGCCAUCCGCGAGGCCACCAGCUCGUCAACGCCCAAGAGCGCGCCCGAGAAGCACUUUACAGCGAUGCCGGUCAGCCAGGACCAGGAAGAGACCAUAGUCCGCACACUGCUGUCCCCCGAGCGUGGGCGUACUACUGUCUGGGCGCCGCCACCUGGAUUCCCUGGCGCACGCCGCCUGCACCUACGGCUUGAUGCCCUGCAUAUGUCCCAGCGCACGGAUGCCCGGCUUGUCGAGCACACGACCAUCCCGUUCAUGGAGUUCCGUGUCAACCCCGACCCGACGACGCCUACUGGCCGGUUCGCCGAGGUAACUAUGGCACGCCACACCAACCCGCUUGUGUGCCCCUGGUAUGCGGUCGCCAUGCUGGUGUUCUCGCAGUGGCAGGCGCAGCCGUCUGCCAUGGCAGCCGCCUCGCUGUACGACUCGACGACGUGGCUCAGCCAGCCGCUGUUCCUGGCGUCCACUGCCGACUCGCUUGUAUUCCUGGCUGACGAUGCCCGCGUCAAGAUGGUGCAGGACGAGCUGGCGCCUAUUCUGGCCCACGCAACCGGCAAUGGUCGGGGCUACGGCAGAAUGAUGGCUGAGGCGCUGGGCCUAAAUGGCGUCGUGCACCACCGGCGCACCGGCGUGACACGCGCACAGACGUUCUUCGACCUGACACUGCCGCCAGCACACACAGACACGCCGCAUGCAUUCAGGGCUCCGUCACGCACACGACUCCAGGUGCCAGACCACCUUGUCACGCAGGUGUUCCCAUGGCUCUGCGACUGGCUGUCACAGCUGCCAUCGCCGCCCACACAGGGCGGGCGGCAGCGGUCGUACAGCAUGAGCGCACAGAACUCGGACGACGUGGCCCGGGCCGAGCGGUCCGCCAGCAUUCGCAUGAUGCGCGAGCUGGCUGUGGUGCUGCUGAUGUCUGACCCACAGUAUGCGCCCAUCCUGGACGCCCACCCGAUAUUCCAGGCACCUGUGUUCCACUCGCGUGCCUUCCGCGACUUUGCCAACUACGCCGCUCAGGCGCUGUCCCUGCGCCACUCGGACGUCUAUGCGCCGCCGCCGCCUCUGCUCGUCUCGCCGGUGCCCCAGCCAAUGACCCCCGCACUUGCCAGCCCUGUGCACUCGGGCCCAACGCUGCUGACCCAGCCGUUCCCGACCCUGUCGGCGCCCCCCUCGGCGCGUCGCCGUGGCAUGACAUUUGAAACCAUCCAGGAGGACGCGGAGCCGCCCAUGUCAGCAUUCCCGUCAAUACCCAUGUCUGCCCACCACCACAUCCUGCCACCCACCAUGCCUACGUUCAAUCCGAUGCUUUUGUCUCAGCCGCUGGCUUUCCCCCCGCUGAUAACGACACCAACCCAGCCCGUCGCCUUCCCACAGCUCAUGGAGGAGCAGCCACAACAACAACACCAGCACCAGCACCACCAGCACCACCAGCAUCAGCCCCCAGUAGAUGACCCGACACAGCAGUACUCGCAGCAGGACUUAUUUCAGCUGAUUGACUAUCUGUCGACGUGCCAAAGCCCGCCACAGGUUUUUCCGAUGACGCAGAAUAGCGCACCACUGCCAGCGGCUGCGUAUAAGCAGGAUGCACGGCCCAAGGUGACUUCCCAGCAGAUGUAUUUUAACCAGCAACCCGGAUCCUCAUCACCAACACCGACACCGGGCUCAGACAGCCCUGGACUGACCGCCGCUGACUCCCUGCAGUUCUCCAUUGCGCCGUACAAACUGCAGCUCAAGUCCGAUACCGACCUGUUCCUGCAAUAGGCGGGCGUGUAUUUCUAUGCGCUGGUUGUCUGUUUUGGCCGUUUUUC